Molecule: messenger RNA, 516 nt
Organism: Phytophthora infestans T30-4
Lineage: Eukaryota; Oomycota; Peronosporomycetes; Peronosporales; Peronosporaceae
Exons: 2
Coding region: 1-516 (171 amino acids)
Molecular function (GO): nucleic acid binding
Source: RefSeq, a predicted model, not a curated record
AUGUACUUCUGCGCCGCCUGCAACGUAUACGUCAAGGACUCGUGCGUCGCUGAGCAUGACCAGACAACAGCCCAUCUACUAUCCAGCUCCAAGGGCGUAUCGGUGCGAAAAGUUUGGCUGCCCGAGACGAACCGUGGCUAUCAGAUGCUCAAGUCCAUGGGCUGGCAGGAAAACGGUGGACUGGGGCCUACAGGGGACGGCAAAGUGACGCCCAUUGCGACGAUCUUCAAGACGGACAGAGCGGGUGUCGGAGUCCAGUCCACUGCCAAACAGGCGCGAGUCACCCACUUCCCAGCGCAUGACGAGCAGCAGGCCACAAUGGCGGCAGAUGGGCGUAGUGAAGCACAACGCACACAGGACAGACUCGCCCUUAAGCGGAAGCAGGCUCAACAGCAUCCAGUUGGACUCCCAAAGGCGCAAAGGAAGUUACAGAAGCCGAACGAGCAACGACGAGACCGAGCUAUUGGCAACGAGCUGUACUCGGAAGGAUUGGAAGGAUACGAGGAGUUUCUGUGA